This is a messenger RNA of Pseudogymnoascus verrucosus, 1899 nucleotides long. RefSeq lists its product as uncharacterized. The transcript is spliced from 6 exons. Gene Ontology annotation, molecular function: protein binding. The record is from RefSeq and is a predicted model, not a curated record. Lineage: Eukaryota; Fungi; Ascomycota; Leotiomycetes; Thelebolales; Thelebolaceae. The coding region runs from base 188 to 1330 and encodes 380 amino acids.
AAGCACUGAAAUAGAAUCAUGCCAAGCUACCAUGCCACCGUCGCGACCACAUUGAUCACUUCAAUACCCUCUUAAUCGCAUCUCCAUCCCGUCUCGCUCCCUCUCGUGGCUACAACCUCGCCCAACCCCGCACGUGCGCACCCUCCAAACCCGAACACAUCCGUCAUCACCACACCCACCGCCCAAAAUGCCCCUCGGCGACCUCCUCAAGAGGAAAGACAAAGAAAAGCGUCCCGACCCCCCCGUCUCCUCCCCCUCAAACCCCGAAUUCGCAUUCCACCGCCCCACCUCUCCGCCCCCAGACUACACCGACACCAACAUCAACAUCAACACCAACACCUCUCCGCCCCUCUCCCCCGAACCCCGCCGCAACCGCCUCUCCCUAUCUCCCUUCUCGCGCCCCCGCGCCAACUCCGCAACAUCCUCCAACUCCGCCUCCUCCGCCACCGACCCCGAAAACCGCACCCGCCGCCGCCUCUCCGCCCGCCUCCACCUCCGCCGCGAAGUCAGCAGCUCAAACAUCCCCACCGACCUCCCCGCGAUAGACGUAGCCCCCGAUGCCGAAGGGGGGGGCGACCAAACAGAGCGCGAGCGCCAGUGGGAGAAGCGCGCCACGCUGCUUGCGAGGAGCAACGGCGCUAUCAUUCGCAGCGCGAGCGGGAGUCCUGAGAGGGGCGUUGGAAGCCUGCUAGCGACCGCGGGGGUGGGGAUGGGACAGACGCUGGGGCAGGAGCUGAGGAGAGAGAACGUGGGCGUGGUGGGGGAUAAGAAGGCGGAUGAUAAUAUACAGGAGGCUAUCCGGCUUCAUGAGGAGGGGAGCUUGGAGGAGGCGACGCGGAUGUUUGGCCGGUUGGCGGAUCCGGGGGGGGAUAAUAAUGCGUUGAGUCAGGUGCUUUAUGGGCUUGCUCUAAGACACGGAUGGGGCUGCACAGCGGAUCCAGCGCAGGCAAUGCAAUAUCUCACCUAUGCCGCUUCAAACGCCGCCUCCAUCGAAGAAGCCGCUCUGCGCGCCGGCUCCGCAAAAGGAGGCGCCGCAAAGGGCGAGCUAGUCCUCGCGAUUUUCGAGCUCGCGAAUUCCUUCAGGCAAGGUUGGGGGGUCAAGAAGGACCCCGUGGCUGCUAAGCAAUAUUACGAAACCGCCGCGAAUCUAGGGGACACAGACGCGAUGAAUGAGGUUGGGUGGUGCUAUCUUGAGGGGUUCGGGUGUAAGAAAGAUAAGAUGGAGUCAGCAAAGUACUACCGUCUCGCCGAGAAAGGCGGGAAUAAACUCAUUGGGAAUGGAUGGAUCUGGAAACCCAAAUACGACCCCCCCACCACCAGCACGUCCUAACGCGCGCUUACCGUUCUCCAUCCCGCCUCCCUACCCUCCCUCCUCUGUAUGGACCGCUACCACGAACGGGAUGUUAUAUCGAUGCGGGGUCUAGACGUGUGCGUGGGCGUGUAUGGGUUGGUUCAUGCAUUCCUACCUGCCCGCAUACAGCCUACAUACCGCCGUACCCUACGCCUACUUUCUCAUAAUUGACGGUUGGUUGGCUCCGCGACGUCGUGGUUACAGGUCGCACGCGGGGUAGGGGUCGUGACGGCCUACGUUGGGUACCGACAUGCACGCAGGCCAGCCUGAGCCGGGCUACUGGGUUAGGCUGGCAGGCUGGGCUGGACUUUCUGUCGCUCUCUCGCUGGAUAUGUGCCGUUUUGGAAACAUAGGAUAGGUUGGAUUGGGAUAACGCAGUGCAAUGAAUCGCACAUUACAUAGUAUAGGACAGGAUAGGUCGGAUAGGCUGGAUAAGUCGGAUAGGAUAGGAUACAAUAGAUAGACAAACCUCGCACGCACGCAAGGCAGUGUAAUAUUUCCUCACGGGACUCGGAUGUUCGGUUUUUUGUCUAUUGUGAGUGAGGGUG